Molecule: messenger RNA, 1143 nt
Organism: Suncus etruscus (white-toothed pygmy shrew)
Lineage: Eukaryota; Metazoa; Chordata; Mammalia; Eulipotyphla; Soricidae
Gene: CXCR5
Product: C-X-C motif chemokine receptor 5
Exons: 4
Coding region: 1-1143 (380 amino acids)
Biological process (GO): immune response; lymph node development; B cell activation
Cellular component (GO): membrane
Molecular function (GO): C-X-C chemokine receptor activity
Source: RefSeq, a predicted model, not a curated record
AUGCCCUUCAAGGGAGUCUGGCCGUGGGAGCCGGGAAGUCGGGGAGCAGUGGCCUGUAGCGGCAGUUACUGCAAGUGGAAGGGCCAGUACAACUAUAAUGAUAGCACAGAGAUCCCCGACAUAGACACCCCCAUCUGCUCCACGCUGGAGGGACCCCUACUGGCUUCCUUCAAGGCCGUGUUCCUGCCCUUGGCCUAUGGCCUCAUCUUCCUCCUGGGCAUGUUGGGCAACAUCCUGGUCCUCGCUGUCCUGGAGCGUCACAGGCAGACACGCAGCUCCACAGAGACCUUCCUGUUCCACCUGGCCGUGGCCGACCUCCUGCUGGUCUUCAUCCUGCCCUUUGCAGUGGCUGAAGGCUCCGUGGGCUGGCUCCUGGGCACGUUCCUCUGUAAGACAGUCAUCGCGCUGUACAAGAUCAACUUCUACUGCAGCAGCCUGCUCCUGGCUUGCAUUGCCGUGGACCGCUACCUGGCCAUCGUCCAUGCAGUCCACACCUACCGCCACCGCCGCCUGGGCUCCAUCCACGUCACCUGUGCCACCAUCUGGGCCACCGGCUUCCUCUGUGCCCUGCCUGAGAUCCUUUUCGCCAAGGUCAGCUGGCCCCAUGACAACAACACUCUACCAAGCUGCUCUUUCUCCCAGGAGACGCCCGCCAUGGCCAAUGCCUGGUUCGCUUCCCGCUUCCUCUACCACCUGGGUGGCUUCCUGAUACCACUGCUGGUGAUGAGCUGGUGCUAUGUCGGGGUGGUGCAGAGGCUAUGCCAAGCCCAGCGGCGCCUGCAGAAGCAGAAGGCGGUGCAGGUGGCCAUCUUGGUGACUAGUGUCUUCUUCCUCUGCUGGUCCCCCUAUCACGUUGCCAUCUUCCUGGACACGCUGGUGAGGCUGCGGGCCGUGGGCAGCAGCUGCCAACUGAACAGUUACCUGUCUGUGGCCAUCACCAUGAGCGAGUUCUUGGGCUUGGCCCACUGCUGCCUUAAUCCUAUGCUCUACACGUUCGCAGGCAUCAAGUUCCGCAAUGACCUGUCUCGAAUACUGACCAAGCUGGGCUGCUCCGGGCCUGCCUCCCUCUGCCAACUUUUACCGAGCUGGCGCAAGAGCAGUUUGUCUGAGUCCGAGAACGCCACCUCGCUCACCACCUUCUAG